Molecule: messenger RNA, 3784 nt
Organism: Etheostoma spectabile (orangethroat darter)
Lineage: Eukaryota; Metazoa; Chordata; Actinopteri; Perciformes; Percidae
Product: breakpoint cluster region protein
Exons: 22
Coding region: 209-2506 (765 amino acids)
Biological process (GO): intracellular signal transduction; positive regulation of GTPase activity
Cellular component (GO): membrane
Molecular function (GO): guanyl-nucleotide exchange factor activity; GTPase activator activity
Source: RefSeq, a predicted model, not a curated record
UCCCUACAACGAGACCCUUCCAUCUUAUGGCUAUGACCUGGAGCACCCAGACGAGCACCAGCCUCGUCACGACACGCUUUCCUUCUCCGGAUCCCCGUCCUCCUCGCCACGACUCUGCUCUCAGAGCCGGAGCAGCCGUGACACCCAGUCCUCCGGCUCCCUGGAGUCCACACUGUCGGUGGAGUCGGAUCAGGAGAAGGGGCUGGAGAUGAGAAAGUGGGUUCUGUCAGGAAUCCUGGCCAGUGAGGAGACUUAUCUCAGCCACCUGGAGGCCCUACUGAUACCCAUGAAGCCUCUGAGGGCCGCAGCUACAACUUCCCAACCAAUGCUGACCAUCCAGCAGAUAGAGACCAUCUUCUUCAAUGUGCCAGAGCUUCAUGAGAUCCACAAGGACUUCUUUGACGCUCUGCUGCCCCGGGUCCAGGACUGGGGCCACCAGCAGUGUGUGGGCGACCUCUUCCAGAAGCUGGCGAGUCAGCUUGGAGUGUACCGGGCCUUUGUGGAUAACUACGAGGUUGCUGUGGAGAUGGCUGACAAGUGCUGCCAGGCAAAUGCUCAGUUUGCAGAGAUAUCUGAGAAUCUCAAAGUCAAAAGCACAAAGGACUGCAAAGACCAGUCGGCUAAAAAUUCACUGGAAACUCUUCUCUACAAACCUGUGGACAGAGUGACGCGCAGCACGCUCGUUCUGCAUGACCUCCUGAAGCACACACCCUACAGCCACCCGGACUAUCCGCUGUUACAGGACGCCCUGCGCAUCUCUCAGAACUUUCUGUCCAGUAUAAAUGAAGAGAUCACCCCACGUAGACAGUCCAUGACAGUUAAGAAGGGAGAGAACCGUCAGCUGCUCAGGGAUCGCUUCAUGGUGGAACUGGUCGAAGGUUCCAGGAAACUCCGUCACGUCUUCCUUUUCACCGACCUGCUGCUGUGCACCAAGCUGAAGAAACAGGCUGCGGGAAAAGGACAGCAGUAUGACUGUAAGUGGUACAUCCCACUGGCCGACCUGACCUUCCAGACCAUCGAGGACUGCGAGUCCACCCCCAUCCCUCUGGUCCAGGAUGAGGAGAUUGACGCCAUUAAGAUCAAAAUCUCCCAGAUCAAGAACGAGAUCCAAAGAGAGAAGAGAACCACCAAAGGACCCAAGGCGAUCGAGCGACUGAAGAAGAAGUUAUCAGAACAAGAGUCUCUGCUGCUUCUCAUGUCCCCCAACAUGGCGUUCAGAGUGGCCAACAGAAACGGAAAGGGUUUCACCUUUCUCAUCUCUUCUGACUAUGAGCGUGCCGAGUGGAGGGAGAUCGUUCGCGAGCAGCAGAAGAAGUGCUUUAAAAGCUUUUCUCUGAGCUCUCUGGAGCUGCAGAUGCUUACCAACUCAUGUGUGAAACUCCAGACUGUUCACACGAUUCCAAUGACCAUGAAUAAGGAAGAUGAUGAAUCUCCCGGUUUGUACGGCUUCCUAAAUGUCAUCGUCCACUCCGCAUCAGGGCUGAAACACAGCUUAAACCUUUACUGCUCCCUGGAGGUGGAUUCCUUCGGCUACUUUGUCAACAAAGCCAAAACACGUGUGUACAGAGACUCUACAGAGCCCAACUGGAACGAGGAGUUUGAGAUUGAACUGGAGGGCUCUCAAACUUUGAGGCUGCUCUGCUAUGAGAAGUGCAAAGAGGACGGAGAGAUCACAGACAAGAUCCUGGCCAAAGGACAAAUCAAGCUGGAUCCUCAGACAUUGCAAAAUAAAGACUGGCAGAGGACCGUCAUCGCCAUGAAUGGGAUUGAGGUGAAGCUUUCGAUGAAGUUCACCAGCCGAGAGUUCAGUCUGAAGCGAAUGCCUUCACGGAAACAGUCUGGCGUCUUUGGAGUGAAGAUCAACAUAGUAACUAAGCGAGAACGCUCCAAGGUUCCCCUCAUUGUGAGACAGUGUGUGGAGGAAAUUGAGCGACGGGGGAUGGACGAGGUGGGAAUCUACAGAGUGUCUGGCGUCGCAACUGAUAUCCAGGCACUGAAGGCUGACUUUGAUUCAAACAACAGAGACGUGUCUGUCAUGAUGAGGGAGAUGGACGUGAACGCCAUCGCUGGAACACUGAAGCUGUAUUUCCGCGAGCUACCCGAGCCUCUUUUCACUGAUGAGUUGUACCCCAACUUUGCUGGAGGCAUCGCUCUCUCUGACAGUGUGGCCAAGGAGAGCUGCAUGCUCAACCUGUUGCUGUCUCUGCCAGAGCCCAAUCUGGUCACCUUCGUCUUCCUGCUCGACCACCUUAAAAGGGUGGCUGAAAAUGAGAGCAUCAACAAGAUGUCUCUGCACAAUCUGGCCACCGUUUUUGGUCCCACUUUGCUGCGGCCCUCUGAAAAAGACAGCAAAAUCUCCAACAGCUCACAGCCAAUCUCCAUGAACGACAGCUGGUCUCUAGAGGUCAUGUCUCAGGUGCAAGUCCUUCUUUACUUCCUUCAGCUGGAGAGCAUUCCAACACCUGACAGCAAACGUCAAAGCCUUCUCUUCUCUACCGAAGUAUAAGAACAUCAUGCACUUGUCUGUAAAUGUUCUGUUCAGAGGCAGAAUGUCUGCUGCCUAAUGAGGUGGAUGCUGCUGAGCAGCCGGGACUCGGAGGACGCUUUAUUUAGCCACUAGGUGGAACCAUCAAUGCAUUGUAAACUGUUAAAGAGCCCACACCCAAAGCCAUUCCUUUCAGAGAUGUGAUGACCACGUAUGUUCUGUUUAUUUACAAGCUCGCCUGCUGUGUCAGUAAAAGACAUACCAUUAUGAUGUAUAGACAUUUUUUUUUAAUUUAAUUUAAAUAUCAAGGAGCAUUAUUUACUGUACUUUGAUAUUUGACACCGCCCUGUUCUGUCACUGUGCACAUCAGCUCUGUAUUCACAGACAGGGAUUUGUGCUGGAUUUGGAUUUUGUAAGAUUUGUUUCUGUAAUGGAUACUAGAUGAAUGGUUAGAUGAAUGGACAUAUAUUUUUCAUGUCUAUACAUGUUUGUUUUCCCCCCAGAAACGUUUGUCUUGGUUGAGAGCUCACCUGUGCCAAUGUUUCCUUGCUGAUGAUGACCAAUAGAACAUUUCAGUUACCCUAAUGUUUACACACACUCUUAAUUUGUACAGAGACUGAAAACUGUAGUUUACACAGAGCAACAUGCAGGCAUGUUGACCUACCCAUUUGAAGUGUGUGCUAUACAAUUUGUAUGGUUCUUCUGGUGGUGUCCGAGCCAACGUUCAUGUAGUGUUUUUUUUUUUGGAAGUGGUACAGAGAAGUGAAAGGCAAAUCAUUCCAGGGGGAUUAGGCGAGACCUAAUCCUUCCACCCAUGGAAUGUAUACUGUGCUGUGUAGAAUUUUAAAUCACAGUUGUCUUUUGUCUGUAUUUCAUAUGUUUUUUGUCCAUAUUGGGGGUUUUUUCUGUUCAUGUUGUUGCUUCCAGCAUUCCUUUUCUUUAGUCUACCUAUAUAGGACAAAACCACACUGCUGUAGAAAUAAGAGCAUCAUCUCAAACACCAGAUGUUCCCUAGUGGGGCCCUUGAAGCAUAGUGAUUCAUUCAUAUCCAAUUUCUCCUGGCUUAUUCAUAGGUUUAUCAUAGACAUAGCUAUUAUUACUUACUGAAAAUACACUGUGUUCUUGCAUUCAUAUUUUUUUCACAAAUCACUACAAGCAUUCAAACACUUGUUAGCACAAAGUAUAACCCUACAGGCUUGUGAUUUAUGUAAAGUAAGCAAUAACUCUUAGUGAUUCCUAGGAUGAGACUAGUGGGGAGUGUAUGUAUGAUUUAUGUAAAUAAACACUUGGUAACAUUAA